Molecule: messenger RNA, 1558 nt
Organism: Emiliania huxleyi CCMP1516
Lineage: Eukaryota; Haptophyta; Isochrysidales; Noelaerhabdaceae
Exons: 3
Coding region: 1-1242 (413 amino acids)
Biological process (GO): tRNA methylation
Molecular function (GO): tRNA (guanine) methyltransferase activity; nucleic acid binding
Source: RefSeq, a predicted model, not a curated record
AUGUAUGUGGACCCUGCCGAGGCCGAGCUGAGGCACCGGAAGGGGCUCGAAAAGGCUGCGGCGAAGGGCGCCGCGAAGGCCUCGGCCGCAGCUGCCACUCUAUCGGCCGGGGCGUGGGCAGAGCGGGACCUCCUGGAGCAGGACGCGCUGCUGCGUGAAUGCUCCAGUGGCGGACACCUGCUCGUGCUGCGGUCGGCGCUGCGCAACUCGGCACUCUUCUCUGAGGAGCUCCGCGCCGCUGCCCGCCUGGUGGCACUGCCCGAGCGUUUGCUCGCGCCGCUCGGAGGAGGGCUAUGGGUCCUCCGCGGAGCCGGCGACGAGCCGAGCGCCGGCGCGCUGCUCGCGCACCACAUCCCGCGCCUCGGCGGCGUGAGGCUGCGCCUCUCAAUGGCGCACCAUCCGGGCGGGGAUCUCAACCUUGCUCCUUGGACAGAGCUGACCAACGCGCCCUCCCUUGCCAUCGGCCUCUCCUCCAUUCUCGGCGCGGGCUUCACCGCUCCGCGCGCGGAAGACGAUGCCGACGUCGCAGCGUUGGCGGCCGAGUGCGACAAGUUUGUGCUGCUCGAGACCAAACGUGCGCUCUUCCUCUGCCGCGAGAUGCCGCUCGAGCGUGCCUGCGCCGUCGGCGUGGCGCGGCGCCCAUCGCCCCCUCCCCUCUCCCUCCCCCCCUGGGUUGGCUGCUGGGAGCACCGGCCGUUCGCCUUCUCUGCGAGCCUGGAGCCGCUCAUCGCCUCAGCCGCAGUGAGCAUCGCUGCGAACGUCCACCGCGCAGCCGGCGGGGAGGUGGUGGCUCGCCGGCCGCUGCGGCUGCUCGACCCCUGCUGCGGGUCCGGGACGGUGCUCGCGGCUGGGGCCGCGCUUGGCUUGGCAUGCCGCGGCUCGGACUUGCGCGACGAUUUCGUAUGCCGCGCGCGCGAAAACCUCGACUUCCUGGGCGUGGCGGCGGAGGUCGCGCAACACGACGCUCUGGCGCCGUUUCCGCACCGAGAGGACCCGCCCGACGUAAUCGUCUCCAACCCUCCUUGGGGCAAGCAUAUUGGCGGCGAUGAGGACGGCGCCCGGAUUCUGGAGUGUGUCGCCGCGACGAUGUGUUGGAUUGGGAAUGCGUUUGCCUUCGCGGCGGCGGCGGGCUUGCCCGGAGUCCAACUCGUGUAUCAUUGCCGCGUCGGCAGCGCUGAGGCGUUUGUGCUUCGCGUGCGACGCGCCGACGCCGACGAGCGGAAGUGUCCAAGUGACCACUGACCAGGGUCGCACCAGAUCCCGGCGCCGCGCGGAUGGGCUCUCGUUUACCGCGACGCCGACCGCCGCGUCGGACACGCCCCGCGCGCGUCUACGGCUCAUCACAGGGUACGGACAUUGCUCAUUGGAACAACACAUGAGACAUGUCUUUGUCACGAUACUCGUGGAUACAACGCAGACGCGUCCGCAUCUCGCAUGUGCCGAUGCACAUGAACAAGAUGCAACAUCCGAACAUGUGCAUGUGCAUUGCCAUUGGAAGAAUGGAAGUGCAUGUGUGUGGUUACUCUUACGUCUUUUGAUAGGGUCGGUUGAUCCGCAA